UUCCUGGCCAGUUCCAUCUGAGCCCGUUCCUUGAGAUGUUCUCGAAUGCUUGGAGAGCAUCCCCGUGCCAAACCUGUUGGCUCCCUGACAUCCUCACCAUGAGAGCCUCUUGGGACUGGUGUUUUCCCAUCUAAAGUGGGAGUAGAGAAGAGCUUGGAUGUGAUCUAUGGUCCUGCUGCCAAGGAACAGAAACAGAGGAGCGCUUGAAGCGCAGUCAGAAGAACGCCAAGGUGGAGGGCACAGAGCCAGUGCCUGCUGAGGCCUCACUGAGUGCCGAGCAGGGAACGAUGACGGAGGUGAAGGUGAAAACGGAGCUACCGGAUGACUACGUCCAGGAGGUCAUCUGGCGGGGCGAGGCCAAGGAGGAGAAGAAGGCGGUCAGCAAGGAUGGAACUGGGGAUGUGCCUGCCGAGAUCUGUGUGGUGAUUGGCGGCGUCCGCAACCAGCAGACCCUGGAUGGAAAAGCUUCAGAAGGCAGCCCCCACGGUGGAUCUGUUCGGAGCCGGUAUUCAGGGACCUGGAUUUUUGACCAAGCUUUGAGAUAUGCAUCUGGGUCCUAUGAAUGUGGCAUCUGCGGCAAGAAGUACAAGUACUACAACUGCUUCCAGACCCACGUGCGGGCACACCGAGAUACCGAAGCCGCCUCAGGGGAGGGAGCCUCCCAGAGCAACAAUUUCAGGUACACAUGUGACAUUUGUGGAAAGAAAUACAAAUACUACAGCUGCUUCCAGGAGCACCGAGAUCUUCAUGCUGUGGAUGUGUUCAGUGUGGAAGGGGCUCCCGAGAAUCGGGCAGACCCCUUUGACCAAGGUGUCGUGGCCACGGAUGAGGUGAAGGAGGAGCCUCCGGAGCCUUUCCAGAAAAUUGGACCAAAAACCGGCAAUUACACCUGUGAGUUCUGUGGGAAGCAGUACAAGUACUACACGCCCUACCAGGAGCACGUGGCCUUACACGCCCCCAUCAGUACCGCCCCUGGGUGGGAGCCACCGGAAGAUCCAGACACGGGUUCUGAGUGUUCCCAUCCAGAGGUCACCCCGUCUCCACGCUUCGUGGCAACGAAGACCCAGACGAACCAGUCCGGGAAAAAAGCUCCAGCCUCCGUGGUCCGAUGCACCACCCUCUUACACCGAACCCCUCCAGCUACCCAAACUCAGACGUUCCGAACUCCAAACUCCGGAUCUCCAGCAAGCAAGGCAACUGCAGAAAGCACCUUCAGCCGGCGAGUGGAAGGCAAAGCACAGAACCACUUUGAAGAGACCAAUAGCAACUCACAGAAUUCCAGCGAGCCCUACACAUGCGGCGCCUGUGGCAUCCAGUUCCAGUUCUACAGCAACCUCCUGGAGCACAUGCAGUCACACGCAGCUGACAACGAAAACAACGUCACCUCCAACCAGUCCCGAUCUCCACCUGCUGCCGUGGAGGAAAAGUGGAAGCCGCAGGCCCAGAGGAACAGCGCCAACAACACCACAGCCAGUGGUUUGACACCCAACAGUGUAAUACCCGAGAAGGAGCGGCAGAACAUUGCGGAACGGCUACUGCGGGUCAUGUGCGCCGACCUGGGUGCCCUGAGCGUGGUCAGUGGGAAGGAGUUCCUCAAGUUGGCGCAAACCCUGGUAGACAGCGGCGCCCGCUACGGGGCCUUCUCAGUCACCGAGAUCCUGGGCAACUUCAACACGCUAGCACUGAAGCACCUGCCCCGCAUGUACAACCAGGUGAAGGUGAAGGUGACGUGUGCCCUGGGCAGCAAUGCCUGCCUGGGCAUCGGCGUCACUUGCCACUCCCAGAGUGUGGGCCCCGACUCCUGCUACAUCCUCACAGCCUACCAGGCCGAGGGCAACCACAUCAAGAGUUACGUGCUAGGUGUGAAGGGUGCGGACAUCCGUGACAGCGGUGACCUGGUGCAUCACUGGGUGCAGAACGUGCUGUCAGAGUUUGUGAUGUCGGAGAUCCGGACCGUGUAUGUAACGGACUGCCGGGUGAGCACGUCCGCCUUCUCCAAGGCUGGCAUGUGCCUCCGCUGCUCAGCCUGUGCCUUGAACUCGGUGGUGCAGAGUGUGCUGAGCAAGCGAACACUGCAGGCCCGCAGCAUGCAUGAGGUCAUCGAGCUGCUCAAUGUGUGUGAGGACCUAGCAGGCUCUACGGGCCUGGCCAAGGAGACCUUCGGCUCUCUGGAGGAGACGUCACCCCCACCCUGCUGGAACUCAGUGACAGACUCGCUGCUCCUGGUGCACGAGCGCUAUGAGCAGAUCUGUGAGUUCUACAGCCGUGCCAAGAAAAUGAACCUCAUUCAGAGCCUCAACAAGCACUUGCUGAGCAACCUGGCCGCCAUCCUGACACCUGUGAAGCAGGCGGUCAUCGAGCUCAGCAACGAGAGCCAGCCCACCCUGCAGCUGGUGCUGCCCACCUAUGUCCGGCUAGAGAAGCUGUUCACAGCCAAAGCCAACGACGCAGGCACUGUCAGCAAACUGUGCCAUCUCUUUCUAGAAGCACUCAAGGAGAACUUCAAGGUGCACCCAGCCCACAAGGUGGCCAUGAUCCUGGAUCCUCAGCAGAAACUGCGGCCGGUGCCCCCCUACCAGCAUGAGGAGAUCAUCAGCAAGGUGUGUGAGCUCAUCAAUGAGGUGAAGGAGUCCUGGGCUGAGGAGGCUGACUUUGAGCCUGCCGCCAAGAAGGCACGCUCAGCCACUGGGGAGCACCCGGCAGCUCAGGAGGAUGACCGGCUGGGCAAGAACGAAGUGUAUGACUACCUUCAGGAGCCCCUCUUCCAAGCUACUCCCGACCUCUUCCAGUACUGGUCGUGCGUGACCCAAAAGCACACGAAACUCGCCAAGCUCGCCUUCUGGCUCCUGGCUGUUCCUGCUGUGGGGGCUCGAAGCGGGUGUGUAAAUAUGUGUGAACAAGCACUUCUGAUCAAAAGGAGGCGACUGCUUAGUCCAGAAGACAUGAACAAGCUCAUGUUUUUGAAAUCCAACAUGCUUUAAGACUCAACUUUGGGGAAAAACAAAAAAGACAAAAAGAAGAAAGACGUUAGGAAAACACACACACAACACUGUCACAAAGAAAUUUAAGUUCUAAACACUGUGGAACCUCAUUGUAAAUGCCCCCUGGAAACUUAAGUGCUUUUUUUUCAGUGUGUGUGUGUGUGUGUGUGAGUGUGUGUGCACAUGUGUCCACACCCACACAUGUGACAUUAUAUGGGUAAAGGGUAUGCGGAGCUCAUGCUUGAAUGCACAUCCAGAGAAGCUCCACAAGUGCACAUGCACUCACACAUGCGUGCAUACACACACACAGUUACACACAAACCUGGUGCAAGUAUGCAUGCCCGUCCUCAGGCGUGUGUGCAUUGAGCUGGGUGUGUCAGGAAAGCCGAGAGACUGGGAAAGCGGGAUGGUUUCACUUUCCUCGGGCAGGGGCUCUAAGGACUCCGUUUUCAGGUGUGCAGAGUGAGAGAAGCUGAGAUUGUAAAAUACUCAGGCAGCUGAGGGCUGAAGUGGCUGGAACUCCCAAUCCCAACCCCAGCCCUUCCUUUCCAUCCUCCAUCCCUUCAAGCCACGGUGCCCAUGCUCUGCCCCAGCUGCUCUGACAGAUUCUCCAAACUGCAUCAGAUGGACAGUUUCUGCACUGGACUUAGUUUCUUGUUUCACCUUCAGGGCAUUAAGCUGCUGUACCUGUGACCUCCCUCUCGGAUGUCUGGGGCAGCUGCCUUAGAAUACACACUAUCUAUCUCCCCAGAUCAGGAAAGGAGACUUUAAAAUAUAAAGCUGAUGUUUUACUUUUUAAUAUAAGAGAGAGAAAAAAAGACAUCUUUUUGCAGAGAUGUAUAGCUGACUCUACACUCAAGGUUUCUUUGGGUUUGUUUGUUUGUUUGUUGUUUGUCACUCCAAUGCUUUAGCAACCUUUUAUCUUUUGGGGGAUUCAGCUUCUUUUCACAUUUGGUUUAGGCUCUCCUGGGAGGCACUGAAUGUGUAACUUAUGUUCUGGAGUUUUGUUUCGUUUUACUUGUCCUUUUUGUUCUCAAGUCACACUGUAAACUAGCUCAUCUCAGUGGCCGUGUUCAGGACUCACACAACAAAGACCAAGGACGUGGCUGUGUGUCUGGAGUAGGGAGUUGAGAGGAGUCGUGGUUCCUUGGCUGUGAGGUAUGGUGGAAGCCAUGGUGGGCAGCAUGUGGCUUUAGGGGUCCUGAAUGUCAACGAGAGAGCCGCUGCCUGGCCCCUGCCUGUGGAAGUGUGAAUGUCCACCUUCAGAGUCCUUCAUACUGCUCACCACGUCUGACCCCCAGCUCUGCAGGGACUGUGACCUACCCCACAUUUGUGUCUGCCAGAACCACAGUCUCCCUCCCUUCCUCCCUCCCCAGACCUCAGGGCUUCUGGGAGUUUAUAGCCCUCAGAGGUCCCCACAGGCACCUCAGACCUGCAGUCAGGGCCGUGGUGGGACACGGCGUGUUGCUGUUCAAUGGGUGACAUCCUGUGGGUGGAUGUGUUUGACUCAAUGCUGUGAAAGGGAUUGUUAGCCCUUGCUUCUGAUCCCCCUGGCCAGGAGCUAGUGCUUCUCCACACAGUCCAAAUGCCAAGAGGGGACCCCAUUCUCUUCACGGGAUGAUGAGCAUAGCCACCCCAUAAAUAAAGACCUCGGUGUCCCUGAUCCUCCGGUGACCGCAACUGUGGGAUGGAGAGGCGUACACAUCAGACUAAGGAUGGCCACCUCUGUGGGCUACUUGCAAAAGCACCUCUACAUCCUGGGCUUGGACUGCCCCCCCUUCCCCAACUGAAAGAUACCUCGACUUCAGAAGCACUGUACCCACAGCUCUGGCCCCAGGUGCCCCCGCAGGAGGGGCGUGAAGAUGGGUUUAAAGACUCGAAGGCUCCCGGUUGUGCUCCAGGUCCCAGAGCACUGUCCUUGAGGAUUCAGCCUGGAGUCUGCCUCACACACAAGACUAGAUGAGCUCUCCCACAGAGUCAGAUAUACAAACAGACCGGAGAAGGCUGUUUCCACAUUCGCUCUGGCAAGCUAUGUUCUCAGGAACCACCGUACAUAACAGUCUACUCCAGGGAAAGUUCUAGGUGAUUUCAUCACAAUGUCUUCAACUUGGGUCUAACCAUCAGAGAAACCUCUGCCCACAGUGGAGAAAUCCAGACUAGAGCUGAAGAAUGUAGGAGUGUCUUCAGACUGCCAGGGGCCAUUCCAGGAGGUGGGCUCUGGAUAGCUAAUGAUGGAUGCCUCCAGUCUCUCUCAGCUGUUGGGAAAGGGGCCACACCUGGCACUUGUAGCCACACUGGAAGCUUAUUAGUCAGUGAGAACAGAGCCUCAGGCAGAGCUGCUGUUAUUUGCUAAUCGUCAGCCAUGCCCAGAUGUGCAUUUCAGGCAUUCUUUUCGGAACAUGGAGCAUUCGCCCUCCAGAAAAAAAAAUUUAGUGUUAAACUCCAGGCGUCUGGUCAUAGGUCAUCACCUCCUACCAAGUUCACUGGCACCUUGAAUCUACCCUUGGGCUUAGAUAGCCUCUGUAGGUUCAAUGCGAGUCCCGCUUAGUCCUCAGAAACCUGUCUCUCAGGCUGCCUCAUUCUCAAGGAUUACUAGGUGGCAGGCUGUCAAUCAUUUCUUACUAGUGUCACCAACCUGAAAGACUGUGCCCGGUGUCCACUGUUUUGUGGGCCAUCUCACAGCGCACAUCCUGCAACACAUAGCUCAAUAAAUCCCAAAGAUCUCCCAGGUGCAGCCGCAGGCCCCAUCAGCAGCAGUAUCCACCUUACCAAAUUCUAGUUCAGCCAAAGCACUAAGAUAGGCUCUUCCAGUUCAUCUCCAAUGGCCUGGGCUGGCCUUGACCUUCAGAAUGGUUUCGUCAUCUGCCUCCUGAUUCAUAGGCUUGUGGAGGCUGGGAGACCAGGAAGCUGGGCCAUUUCUAUCCUGUUCUCACGGCUUACCUCAAGCUGUAUGACUACCUGACCAAAAAUGGUCUUUGCUUUGACAUCCGUGAACCCAAAUGGAAGUAGAGAAGAUGUGCUUCGUUAGCAAGGCUCUCUGUGAAUCUGAGGUCGCUUUGUUUCACCAGUGAAGCCCAAGCCAAGGUCUGUGGCUUGUUUGCCUGGGAUUCAACACUCAAAAGGUCUCAGGUCUGUGAGGAGUGGUUGCCCACGGAAGUACUUGUUCUCAGCAUGGCUCUGUUCCCAGAACCCAGGUCUACCUGCCAGGCUGCCUUUGCGUGGCAUUCAGCACCCAGGGGCAAGGCUGGUGCUUUCUGAGCACAGCUGUCUGCCCUUCGUCCCUAGGGGGCCUCAGCGAGAAUGAUGUCAGCAUCCCACUUGAUGGCUUCACAUUUGGCCAGUGUUGUGGGGCUGGCUCUUGGCUGAGGCAAAGGUACCCAUUUCCUGGUGAGAAGAACAGCUGGUGAUGUGAUGGGAACUCCGCUCCAGGUUUCUAGGAAGGACCUGCCACCGGCUGUGUAGGCUGGCCCACGGUCUUCCUUUCAGUUUGACAAGUUUUAUCUCCUGCACUUUGAAGAAAUGGAAGAAUUCUACAAGGAGUGUUUUCCACUGUGAAGCUGAAUCUGCCUUUGGAGCCCACUUCUGGCCUCAGGCUACAUUGCCCAAGGAGGGGGACACCUGAGGAGAGUCUGGGCACCAUACAUACUCACUCUGAAGACACAGGGCCACCAGGAAGGAUCAAAGCUGGGAUGUAUGUGAAGGGAAACCCUGUGAGAUGCCACCCCAGACGUUGCCACGUCAUGCUUGAAGAAGAACUCACAGGAAACUCCUUACCCCAUAAGCUGUGCCAAGCAUCUAGCUUCCUGGCCUUGGCAGCGGUCUGGCACUAUUGUGUCUGGAAUAUAUCUAGAGGAAGGCUUCUGGGGGGCAGAACCAAGAGACUGAGGCUCAGGCUAUGCCCUGGAGACAGGGCACAGGAGCUCCUGUCUCCAGGGCAGUGGGAGAUCGGGCGAGGAGGUCGCCCCUCCCUUUCACUGUGGCUAAUGUUUGCUAGGCCAGUUAUGGCGAACCAAUGAUGCAGGGUUUCCUCUUGUGUUCCCCUCCCAUCUCCCCUUUUUUGGGGCCUCCAGGGGGAUUUUAUGGCUGUGGUUGUUUUCCUUCCUGUCUCAUUUGGGUCCGAGGACGGCAGUCUAGAGAGCCCUGACUUUGACCAAAGGGAACCUGUGGUCUCUGAGCAGAUAUAGGCCUCAUGUGGAAGAGGAUGGUGCAUUUGAGUCUCCACUCCCAGAUGGGAAAAAUCUCUAGGCUUGGGGUUGGCAUCGGCAUCAAGGCUCACCAAGGUCCUACCCACCCAAGCCUCCCAUUAGGCACCUUGACUCUUUGAACCAAAGUUCCUUAAAGGGCAGAGCCCAGCCUUGUUCUUAGGAGCCUGAAUCUGCAGGCCGCCUGGAAGGAGGGCUCCUCCCACAACCCAGGUGUCUGCAGGCUCUCAGGACCCUUCUCCCACCCAGCAGGGCUCAAGCUUGUGACCUGAUGUAGGCUGGGUCUGGCCAGCUGGCAAAGAGCAAGAGUCAUGUGACAGGGCCUUCCAGACCCUAAGCAUCAGGAAACCAUUUUGUAGAACACCCUGGAGCAGAGAUAUUUUUUAAGAGGCAUGAGUUAUUUUCAGUUGUCUCCUGAUCCUGUCUUUUUCUUUUCCCCACAACUUCGUGUGGGUGAUCAGUUCACAUCAGGUAAAUCUUGAGAAAGCCUUGGUGCCCCCAUCCCUCCUGCCCCCCCUACUCAGUGACCACAUGUGUGCGCCCCCCAUCCUGUCUCAGUAGUAAAGACGUUCUAGGCAAUACCAUAGACACAUCCGUGUCUCGCUUCGAGUGCAAGAAACUCAAGUCAUCUUUAAAAAAAAUUAAAAACACAAAAAAAUUUACAAAAAAAGCAAACACACACACAAAAAAAUAUCUUUUUUAGGCCAGAGUUUUCUACAGGUAUUAAUGAGUAUUUUUCUUAAUCCUUAUAAGUUUUAUGUGUUUAAUAUUUCUUAAUACCAGUAGCAUUAAUUUAUACUUUUGUAGCAACAUAAUAUUUUUAUAAACAGCCAGUGCUUGGCUCAACUCUUCACGGGGGUUUAUGCAGGGCUAUCUUAGGGACCCUGUGUACCAUGUACUGUAUUUUAAAAAAAAAAGUUACCUAGUGUCACAUGUUGUCGGUGGCCUCCUGUAUCAAUGGUGUGGGUACAGCAGCCCUUCAAGGAGCCACAUUGCAUGGGGGUUGAGUCGCCAGUUCUUGUGAUAAACUCCCAAGGCCAAACUUGUGGGUUUAUUUAGGGUUUUCUGUGUGCCCUUUGGGGUGUUUUGUUUUUGGUUUGGAUACCAUUUCUCCAUUUUACAGCUAAAUUGGUUUCAUGAUGUUUAAAAAUUUACUGAUGUUAAAUGGAGGAAAGGAACAGAAAAAUAAAAAAAGAUUUUUACAAAGUAAUAAAAUUUAAAACUGAGCUGUUUCAAUGUUGCUGUUUUUACCUGUCUUGUUCUUGUUCAAAAGUGGAAUGCUCCAAUGGAGAAGAGGAAGGUUCCACUGGGUUCCUUAAGUCACCAAAAGCCCCAGCCCAAGAUUCGGUUCCUCCCCGACCCCCAAACCAUUUCCCAGUUGGUUGUUGCCAAGGCAAAAAGAGAUCCUUCCAACAACUAGAGGAUCAGUCGUCUAAGUGCGUUCACAAGUUCAUGUCAGUGCUGUAUUCAUGGUUUUACAAUAAAACAACCUUUAGGAA
Mesocricetus auratus (golden hamster) is the source of this 8682-nucleotide messenger RNA. It is a transcript of the gene Znf618, whose product is annotated as zinc finger protein 618. The record is from RefSeq and is a predicted model, not a curated record. Lineage: Eukaryota; Metazoa; Chordata; Mammalia; Rodentia; Cricetidae. The transcript has 14 exons. The coding region runs from base 288 to 2981 and encodes 897 amino acids.